UAUGUAGGAGAUAUGUCAGGAUUACAUUACAACAGGUAGUGUUAUGUGGGAGAUAUGUCAGGAUUUCAUUACAACAGGUAGUGUUAUGUGGGAGAUAUGUCAGGAUUUCAUUACAACAGGUAGUGUUAUGUGGGAGAUAUGUCAGGAUUUCAUUACAACAGGAAGUGUUAUGUGGGAGAUAUGUCAGGAUUUCAUUACAACAGGUAGUGUUAUGUGGGAGAUAUGUCAGGAUUUCAUUACAACAGGUAGUGUUUUGUGGGAGAUAUGUCAGGAUUUCAUUACAACAGGUAGUGUUUUGUGGGAGAUAUGUCAGGAUUUCAUUACAACAGGUAGUGUUAUGUGGGAGAUAUGUCAGGAUUUCAUUACAACAGGUAGUGUUAUGUGGGAGAUAUGUCAGGAUUUCAUUACAACAGGUAGUGUUAUGUGGGAGAUAUGUCAGGAUUUCAUUACAACAGGUAGUGUUAUGUGGGAGAUAUGUCAGGAUUUCAUUACAACAGGUAGUGUUAUGUGGGAGAUAUGUCAGGAUUUCAUUACAACAGGUAGUGUUAUGUGGGAGAUAUGUCAGGAUUUCAUUACAACAGGUAGUGUUAUGUGGGAGAUAUGUCAGGAUUUCAUUACAACAGGUAGUGUUAUGUGGGAGAUAUGUCAGGAUUUCAUUACAACAGGUAGUGUUAUGUGGGAGAUAUGUCAGGAUUUCAUUACAACAGGUAGUGUUAUGUGGGAGAUAUGUCAGGAUUUCAUUACAACAGGUAGUGUUAUGUGGGAGAUAUGUCAGGAUUUCAUUACAACAGGUAGUGCUAUGUGGGAGAUAUGUCAGGAUUUCAUUACAACAGGUAGUGUUAUGUGGGAGAUAUGUCAGGAUUUCAUUACAACAGGUAGUGUUAUGUGGGAGAUAUGUCAGGAUUUCAUUACAACAGGUAGUGUUAUGUGGGAGAUAUGUCAGGAUUUCAUUACAACAGGUAGUGUUAUGUGGGAGAUAUGUCAGGAUUUCAUUACAACAGGUAGUGUUAUGUGGGAGAUAUGUCAGGAUUUCAUUACAACAGGUAGUGCUAUGUGGGAGAUAUGUCAGGAUUUCAUUACAACAGGUAGUGCUAUGUGGGAGAUAUGUCAGGAUUUCAUUACAACAGGUAGUGUUAUGUGGGAGAUAUGUCAGGAUUUCAUUACAACAGGUAGUGUUAUGUGGGAGAUAUGUCAGGAUUUCAUUACAACAGGUAGUGUUAUGUGGGAGAUAUGUCAGGAUUUCAUUACAACAGGUAGUGCUAUGUGGGAGAUAUGUCAGGAUUUCAUUACAACAGGUAGUGUUAUGAGGGAGAUAUGUCAGGAUUUCAUUACAACAGGUAGUGUUAUGUGGGAGAUAUGUCAGGAUUUCAUUACAACAGGUAGUGCUAUGUGGGAGAUAUGUCAGGAUUUCAUUACAACAUGUAGUGUUAUGUGGGAGAUAUGUCAGGAUUUCAUUACAACAUGUAGUGUUAUGUGGGGGACAUGUCAGGAUUUCAUUAUAACAGGUAGUGUUAUGUGGGGGACAUGUCAGGAUUUCAUUACAACAGGUAGUGUUAUGUGGGAGAUAUGUCAGGAUUUCAUUACAACAGGUAGUGCUAUGUGGGGGACACGUCAGGAUUUCAUUACAACAUGUAAAAAGUAUCAUUCACUUUGAUCCAUUUUUGCCAUUCUUUAAAAUCCUUGUUAUCCUCAUUUCCUGAGGAAAACAGGAAGGAUUUUAUACAACAUUGGGAUGUAUCAAGUACAACAUAGUGGAGUUGGUCCCCAAUUGACAUGACAAGAUGUCCUCAAGUAAUGGCUCGGAGCAGGACGGCAUUCAAGGCCGUGAACAUUUUAAUGGGAAUCAAAGACAUCAACAAUAGAUCGCUCCUCUCUACCCCGCGUUUUAAUGGGCUUACUAAAUUCCUCUGGUAUUUUUAUAGUGUUAAUAAAAUCGUUUUUUAUUGUUUUACAUGUUGAGAAUUUCCACAUUUGGCUGGAAGCCUUUAACUUGACAAUUUUAAAUUAUGUUGUAUUUCCCAAGUCGUUCUGGAUUGGAUUGAAUUAUUGCUUCUAUGUCAUAAUUGUUUAUCUGUCGGAGAAUCAGUGUUGACCUGAUCAGUACAUAACAGUUUGAGUUACUGAUUCUGAGCUCUGUACCUAGGCCCACAGUAGCAUUAGUAGACGUAUUACCGACAGCUUUGUUUCCACUUAAUCGUGAUACUAGUGGCUAAAUCAACAGAUUAAAUUUAAAGAUUACAGAAGUUUUGUUAAACCAUCAUUCUUCUCCAUUUCAUUGAAUGAUGGGAGAUAUUUUAUUGACUUUCAUUUGUAUAAUUUUAUCGGUUUUUAUUUAGAUAUUUGAAUUAGAAUACAUCCGAGAUCCUAAAAUAUAAGUGGAAGGCAAAACCAACCUUAGAACCAGAUAGGACCAUGCUGUGUGUGUUACAUACAUGUACCAAUGUAGGGCGACACAUCUACAGAUGAUAAUUGUUUUUGUCAUAUUUAUCACGAGAUGAUGUUAAGUAAAUUUUUAGUUUCAUUUGCGUUUUGGUGAGAGUUUAUCAUACUGUAACUCAAAAAUAUUUUCGUGGCAACUAAAUUUCACAUUUUCAUGCUGAAAGAUUUGUUCAUGGUGAUUUUAUUUCGUGAUUUAGUGAUAAAACACCUACUGUACCUGUGAUUGGAACUAUUUUAUUUCGUGAUUUAGUGAUAAAACACCUACUGUACCUGUGAUUGGAACUAUUUUAUUCCGUGAUUUAGUGAUAAAACACCUACUGUACCUCUGAUUGGAACUAUUUUAUAGAGAUUAAUUAUCAUGAAUUGUUAAUUGUCCUCAAAAUAAAAUGAAAAUUAAUUGCACACGUAAAUAAGUGGGUUUACCUUGUGAAUGCACCAAAAUGAAGUACAAAAUUGAUACAACUCUAGGGA
This is a messenger RNA of Pecten maximus, 2910 nucleotides long. RefSeq lists its product as uncharacterized. Bases 44 to 1654 code for a protein of 536 amino acids. The record is from RefSeq and is a predicted model, not a curated record. NCBI's taxonomy places the organism in Eukaryota, Metazoa, Mollusca, Bivalvia, Pectinida, Pectinidae. The transcript has 2 exons.